Molecule: messenger RNA, 2259 nt
Organism: Cylindrotheca closterium
Lineage: Eukaryota; Bacillariophyta; Bacillariophyceae; Bacillariales; Bacillariaceae
Source: the annotation of a GenBank genome assembly
AUGGCGUCAGGAAAUGUACAACACCAGGAGAAUGGUGGUGGCGGUAAUUUUCAAGAUGAUUUCGCUGCUGCAUUGAUGACUACAGAGGAAUUGAGGCAAAAGUUGAAUACACCCCAAUCACAACAACAAGCACCAAAACCGCUUCGCGCCGAGCAAGUCCUGUCUAUUCGCCAUCGGAUGGAGGAUAUGAUGGGUCAACUAUAUUCCUUGAAUCCAUCAGAUGAUGUUGAAGCAGAUUUACGGAAGCAUUGUCAUCAAAAGGCUUCUGGCGUUGCGCUUUCAGCGCUGCAGUAUGUCAUUACGAAAGAAGAAAAGGACCCCGAAGAAAGUGAUACAGAGCUCGAACGAGAUUGCCAGGGAGCGAUUGCGAGAAUAGCAGAACUUAACCUGGUACUGCAUCAAGAUUCGAAGGAUACUGUCAAAUUGAUCAUCGAAACGUAUACAUCGUAUCAGAGAAAAGUUUUGAGACUAAGGUCGAAACCUUCCAUUGCCAGGCUCGUAGCCUUUCGACAGCAAGAAAGUCCAAUUAUUGGAGAAGAAGAAGAUGAUGAUGAAGAAAGUGCCAAGACGCAACAUGCUCAUGUAAUUACCACUAUUCUCGCCCAAGCUUCGGCACUGGUACACCCUUUGAUCAUGUGGAAAAGUGGCUUGCCGGAAGACCUGAUAGACUUGAACCUACUGUGUACAGAAUCCAUAAAAACAUUGGACGGACAAGCACAAAGUCUUACGCAAACUGUUGCUGGUUGGUGUUUCGAAGAUCGAAAAAUAGACGAAUGGAUGACUAAGAGUGCGAAUGAAACACAAUGCCUGAACGAUACUUCCGAAUUGGACACUCUGGUGGAUGAAUUGGCAUUUUGUUGCCAAGUUUUUGCCCGAUACAUUGAACUCUUAGAUAAUUCCAGCACAGAAACCAUCAUCAAGGAUUUGCACCCCGAAUGGACGUGGAAAUAUGCUUCCCUUGAACGGUACCUUACGACGCAACAAACGCUGCUGGCGCUCCAAAUGGCCAAACCGGUCCAGAUCGUUCUGGGAACAGCCAUCCAAGUUCCUAGUGUUGUUGAAGAUGCCCAAUUCCUUAGUACUCGUGCUCUGGAUCGAGCAGCGUCAACACGAUCGACUCAGGCGAUUGGGACUGUUGCACAUUCCAUUGCCAACGAUGUUUGGUCCAAGGAAAUUACCACUGGAGUCUACCACGCAUUAGUAGAACACAAGGGUUGCUGGGAGGAACCAGCGGUACUCGAGCCUACGAGUCCUACUCGUGCAGCACCAGGUGCACCAAGUAGCAAUUCCUUUGCCCAAGCCUUAAUGGGUGCUUUGGACGAAGACUUAAACACAAAUGAGCAGUCAAUGUCAUCACCUCCAAGGUCGAAUAGGAACGCGGUUCCACAGCCACCCUCCUCAGGAUCCAUCCUUGGUUCCAUAUCUAGUUCUUUAGGAGGUGGCGAGAAAAUGCAACAGAUUCGACUGGAUAUCUACUUUUGUGCCUUGAAUGGAAUGCACUCGGCAUCCGUCGCUUGUUCUUCGUUGGUCAGCUUUCUAGAUUCCCUCUUGCCUACCGAAGACGAUGAGUCGGCAAAACAAGUUUCGCCAAUGACCCAAUUGGCUCGAGAAGAGCUCUUUCAAUAUUCCGGUGACUAUCAGCAUAUGAUGCGAGAGCAGGCAUCUCGUGUCGUGAAUGAGUUUGGCGGAUAUGUUACGGACGCAGCCGUCUACAAGGGAAGCCACUAUAUACCUGUGCUGCGAUACUAUCUCGAGCGAGAAGAUUAUGAAUUGGCCAACGCGGAGGACCUCCAGAAAGCAGAAGACGAUGCCCGAUUGCACAAGUUCAUUGUGGUGCCCUUUGAAGAAUCGCGUCUUUUGAAGCAGUUCAACAAGUGCGAUGCUGACGUGCUAAAGACCAUUUGCGAAGAAAUCGUGAUUGUUUUGGUAGAUCUAUUUCUGGAUUGCAUCUUUUCACAGACGAUAACGAAGCGAUUUACCGACUGGGGCUCUUUGCUGCUAUCCAAACAAGUCCGCACUAUUAAAAACUAUAUUUCCGGGUUGAUGGAAUCAUCAAGCGAACAUGCCAUACCAACUCUGCCGCAAUGGGAGCGCUUGUCUCAAGUAGUGACCAUACUGCAACUUGAAAAGCCAUCUGAUUGGUCCUACUACCGAGGCAGUUCCACCUUGACUCGUGACGAGGUCGAACGAACGAUGCGGCUACGUGUUGAUUUUUCACCAGAUGUGAUUGCUUCUGUUGUGUCCACCAUAAAAAGCUAG